AUGCCUCUCCGUCUCUUCCUCCACCUCCGUGGCGGCGACCUCCGUCGACACGCCGUACACCUCGACGAGCCAGAGCAUCAUGCCAAGUGUUGCGCGCCCCUCUCCACCUGA
This is a messenger RNA of Chondrus crispus (carragheen), 111 nucleotides long. RefSeq lists its product as hypothetical. NCBI's taxonomy places the organism in Eukaryota, Rhodophyta, Florideophyceae, Gigartinales, Gigartinaceae. The transcript has a single exon. The record is from RefSeq and is a predicted model, not a curated record. Bases 1 to 111 code for a protein of 36 amino acids.